AUGUGUCUAAUGUUGCGAAACUAAAUCCACGCGAGACUUGGUGACAUCGUUCAGCGACACGUCAACUACACGGAAGAAGGUCUCUAUCCAACUCAUGAUCCAGCCUGCAUUGCUGAUAUAAGAACGGUAGUCUUGUCGAAAUGGGCGGUUUAUUCUCCAGUCUCUUCUCGGGCCUGUUUGGCACCAGGGAGAUGAGAAUUUUGAUCCUCGGUUUAGAUGGCGCUGGAAAAACGACCAUUCUGUACCGGCUGCAGGUUGGAGAGGUGGUCACCACAAUCCCCACAAUCGGCUUCAACGUUGAGACAGUCACAUACAAGAAUCUGAAGUUCCAGGUGUGGGAUCUGGGUGGACAGACGAGUAUCAGGCCCUACUGGCGGUGUUACUACUCAAACACAGAUGCAGUCAUCUACGUCGUUGACAGCAGCGACCGCGACAGGAUGGGCAUCUCAAAGUCUGAGCUGGUGGCCAUGUUGGAGGAGGAAGAGCUGAAGAAAGCUAUCCUGGUGGUAUUUGCAAACAAGCAGGACAUGGACCAGGCAAUGACGCCUACUGAGGUGGCCAACGCUCUGGGUCUUCCCGCCCUCAAAGACAGAAAAUGGCAGAUCUUCAAGACCUCGGCCACAAAGGGCACAGGCCUGGAUGAAGCAAUGGAAUGGCUGGUAGAUUCCCUGAAGAGUCGACAGUAAAGUCUCCCACCUGUUCUGUAUAUAUUCCUGACCUUUGACCCUUCUGUAUGAAGCCUUGUGACUGACCCCUCCCCACCUGAAGCCUUGGCGAAGCCCUCCCAAUGCCUAACGCCUUUCAAGCCUGGGACUUAGAAGCGAAGGCUGCAGUAACGUCUGGACUGGGCACACAUUAAUUAAGCCCCAUCUUUUCCAAUGCUGGUGGCACAAGUGAAGGUUUUAGAGAGCUGUAUGACUUCAGUGAUGGAUGGACAACAAGUUAGUAUCUACAUUUUUUUUAUGUUUUGCAAAUGCAAAAAAAAAUCCUAAACGUUAAAUGUUGCUUCUUCUUUUUUAAACCAAUCCAUUUGUAUUAAUGCACUCAAAUAAGUUCAUGCAUCAAGCGGAAUCAACUACUACAGCCCUGUGAAGCCCGCCCAUUCUGUCCCGGUGUAGAAUUUCUGAAAUCAGGUGUCUUUGCUGGGCAGUGCAUCAGUUAAGCCUCAUCUUCUGCCGGAGGUGUUAAAGCCAGAAGAUGAGUAGUUGAUGGGAACCAACGUCAGCAAAAAGAUGCAACGAAGAUUCACCGGGAGGCAGAGUUUUUCCAUCAGGACACGAAUAUCAUCAGAAGUUUCACAGUAGAAAUUUCACUCAACCAGAGAGGACAUGUCAUCACUGAGAAGCAGCUGUUUAACUACCAACUCAGACAAUUUUUAAUAGUAUGCUUGAGCCAUACAGAAUUUCCAUGUUCAGUGCAGCAACUAUGAAAUUCAACUCUGUUCUACUGGCUUAUGAAAUAUUCUUAUUUAUUUUGGAAGUCGCAAAUUUGGCUUGAAACAGUGAAAAACUUUGCAUCUACUAAAUGUCCUCUGGCCAGGUAUUACUGCAGCCUGGGCUGGUUUUGUACUAUAUAAGCUGGCAGAUGCAUGUCAUGGAUUUCUAUUUUUUCCUCCCAUUUGUUUGUUUGCCCACUUUAAAAAAAAUUAUUUAGUAGUUAAAGCCGUUUUCCAUUGAAAUCCUUGAGUACAGUUUUGGCAUUCAUUUAGUUACUGAACACUAACUGUAUGCUCGAAGUUUUAUGGUUGCAUAUUUAUAUCUGCUUGUACAGUGAAAAUGGUUCUCAGUAAAGAUUGCUAUCAGUGAUUGUA
This is a messenger RNA of Micropterus dolomieu (smallmouth bass), 1810 nucleotides long. RefSeq names its product ADP-ribosylation factor-like 1 (gene arl1). Gene Ontology annotation, cellular component: Golgi apparatus; cytoplasm. Gene Ontology annotation, biological process: vesicle-mediated transport; intracellular protein transport. The record is from RefSeq and is a predicted model, not a curated record. The coding region runs from base 141 to 686 and encodes 181 amino acids. Gene Ontology annotation, molecular function: GTPase activity; GTP binding. NCBI's taxonomy places the organism in Eukaryota, Metazoa, Chordata, Actinopteri, Centrarchiformes, Centrarchidae. The transcript is spliced from 6 exons.